AGAAGAAUUUCCACCGAACCCGGAAGCGCUCUUGAAGCAGCAGGGUUUCAUUCAGGCUGCAGCCUCGCAUAUUAGUUCCCAAUAAGGCCCCGCCGGUGACAGGCGCUUCGUUCAUCUUUUUGUAGAUCAGAUUAAAGGAGCGCAAACAUGGCUAGUCGACUCCCGGCUUGUGUUGUUGAUUGCGGAACUGGGUACACAAAGCUUGGCUAUGCAGGAAAUACGGAACCUCAGUUCAUUAUACCUUCAUGUAUUGCAAUCAAAGAGUCCGCCAAAGUUGGAGACCAAGCGCAGCGCAGAAUGAUGAAAGGAGUCGACGACCUGGACUUUUUUAUCGGCGACGAAGCCAUCGACAAGCCAUCGUAUGCGACAAAGUGGCCCAUCCGUCACGGGAUCGUGGAGGACUGGGACCUGAUGGAGAGAUUCAUGGAGCAGGUCAUCUUCAAGUAUCUGCGGGCAGAACCUGAAGACCACUACUUCCUGCUGACGGAGCCUCCUCUCAACACGCCUGAGAACCGCGAGUACACUGCAGAGAUUAUGUUUGAGUCCUUCAACGUGCCAGGCCUCUACAUCGCUGUUCAGGCUGUUUUGGCACUGGCCGCCUCCUGGACCUCCAGACAGAUCGGAGAGCGAACGCUGACGGGAACUGUUAUUGACAGCGGCGACGGUGUCACACACGUCAUCCCAGUGGCUGAAGGUUACGUCAUCGGCAGUUGCAUUAAACACAUCCCCAUCGCCGGGCGAGACAUCACCUACUUCACUCAGCAGCUGCUACGAGAGAGGGAGGUGGGAAUUCCUCCGGAGCAGUCGCUGGAGACGGCCAAAGCUGUCAAGGAGCGCUUCAGCUACGUCUGUCCGGAUCUAGUGAAGGAGUUCAACAAGUACGACACAGACGGCUCUAAGUGGAUCAAGCAGUACACCGGGAUCAACGCUAUCUCUAAGAAGGAGUUCACCAUUGAUGUUGGAUACGAACGCUUCCUCGGUCCAGAGAUCUUCUUCCACCCCGAGUUUGCCAACCCAGACUUCACCCAGCCGAUCUCGGAGGUGGUGGACGAAGUCAUCCAGAACUGUCCCAUCGACGUGAGACGCCCACUCUAUAAGAAUGUCGUUCUGUCCGGAGGCUCCACCAUGUUUAGGGACUUCGGCAGACGACUGCAGAGAGACCUCAAGAGGACCGUGGACGCCCGGCUUAAGAUCAGCGAAGAGCUAAGUGGUGGCAAAUUGAAGCCGAAGCCCAUCGACGUGCAGGUCAUUACUCACCACAUGCAGAGAUACGCCGUGUGGUUUGGAGGAUCGAUGCUGGCAUCUACCCCGGAGUUCUACCAGGUGUGUCACACCAAAAAAGACUACGAGGAGAUCGGGCCGAGCAUCUGUCGCCACAACCCCGUGUUUGGAGUCAUGUCUUAGGAGAAGCGUGUUUAGCAUAGGUUUGAGUGGAGAAAUAAAAGAAAAUUUUAAAAAACAGACAAAUAAGGAUAAGGAGCAGCAGAACUAAACAUCCCACCAAAGUCCACGGGGCUUUGCACUGAUGAGUGGAGCGACAGCGGACCAAACAAACUGCAAAAGCAGUUUUUUUGCGUGAGUUAAAGGAACAAGAAAUCUGCUUAAAGAAAAAAAAGAAAAUGUUUACCACAAGAAAAUAUCUCAAAACUGUGCGUGCCUCGUAUGUGUGUUCGUACGUCGUUAAAGGUUUGCAAUGAAUCAUGUAUGUAUGCUCUUUUGUUGGGGUUGAGAGGUUUUUUGUAUGUAUUUUGAGAAAAAAAAGGAAAAAAUCAACAAAGAUUUGACAGGAAAUGUGGGACCUCUUCGACAAACUUGGCCUCCAGAAAAUUGUAGACUUUUCAAACGCUUUGCAUUCCUUUGGUUUUGUAUUUGAACCAAUCACCUCUGAAAAGUGUGUAUGAUAAUUAUCAUGACUGUUUUCGGACCGUCACUGUUGCUUCAGUUGUACUGUACCAAAUACAAUCUCAGAAAACGGCAUUCUAAUAAAUGCCAAAGAUGGAUUUCCA
Oryzias latipes (Japanese medaka) is the source of this 2006-nucleotide messenger RNA. Its product is annotated as actin-related protein 3. Lineage: Eukaryota; Metazoa; Chordata; Actinopteri; Beloniformes; Adrianichthyidae. The record is from RefSeq and is a predicted model, not a curated record.